AUGAUAAAUUUUGAAACAUUUUUGUUAGUUAAUAAUAAAAUAUUAAAAUCUUAUUCUUUUUUCGAAAAUGUCUUGACAUAUUACAUUUUAAGAAGACUUGUUAAAUAUUUAUUAGUUAAACACUCAAAAAAUUACACAAUAGAAAUUUGUUCAUGUAACGAAUUAAAUGUAAAUAAUCUAUUUUACUCAAAAAAUAUAAAUUUUUACAAAAUUGAAAAUGACAAAUUACUUUUAAAUUUCUUCAGAAUUAUAUUAAGAGAAAAGAAGACAGAUUUUAAAAUAUAUUUUAAUAAACAUGAUAUAUGUUUAGAUAAUCAUUCAUAUAAAUGGAACGAUAACAUUUUAAAAAUAUUAUUUUUUUACUAUAAUCAAUUAAAAAAAAAAAAUAAAUUCAAGUAUUACAGAAAUUUUUUUUUAUCCUUUUCUACAUAUAUAUUAUCUUUGUUACAUUAUGAAAAUAAUAUUAUUAAAAAGAAAGACAAAAUAUUAUUUCUUUUUUUAUUUUUAUUAUUUUUCACAACAAAUUCCUCAAAGAAAAAGAAAAACAGGUUAAGAAAGCCCAACAUUCUCAAUAAAAAAAAUAAAAAUAACAUAUUCUUUAAUGAUUAUCAGGAAUUGUAUGAUAUCUUAUAUAUACAUUUUAAUAAAGUAAAAAUUAAAGAUAUACAAAAAUUACUUAAGAAUCAUUUAUUCCAUAUAUAUAUUUUUAAUGAAAAUGGAAAUGGAGAAAAAAAAAAUGAAAAAAAAAAAGUUUUAAUUUUAUGCAAAGAAACUUUGUUUUACCUUAAUGAAAUAUGUGCUAAUUACAUGAAAUUCUUUAAUAUGGAUUAUAAAAUAUCUAAUUUAAAAAUUAAUGAACAACUAUUAAAAAGUUUUUGUCUUUUUAAAUCCUUUCAUAACAAAUAUCGUAGUUUAUCAUUUUCGAAAAACUCUAUAAUGAAUAUAAAAAAAAAUAAUUUUUGUCAUUUGUAUGUUUUAUUAAAAUAUGUAUAUAAAAAUAAAUUCAUUUCAAUAGAAUGUAUGAAAAAGAUUACUUAUUUUUUAAGGAAGAAUAUUUUUUCUCCUCUUUAUUUUAGGAAAUAUUUAAAACUCUUCUAUUACAAAUUUUUUUAUAAUUAUAAAAAAUUAACAAAUAAUUGCUAUGUUGCUAAAUACAAAAAUAUGAAAAAAUGUCAAAAAAAAAAAAGAUUAUCUAUUAUUGAGACAAAUUAUAUUGAAAAAAAAAAAAAAAAAAAGUGUUCUUUUACUAUAAUUUGUAUAUAUAUAUGCCUUAUAUAUAAUAUUAAUUAUUAUAAUUUAUAUUAUUACUUAAUUAGUCUGUUAAAAAAAUAUAAAACCUUGAGUUUUCAUGAAAAAAUAAGUUAUUUUAUAGAUGAACUUGCAAAGAUAGAUGCGAAAUGUCAUUACAUCUGGAAUAUAAAAAAUAUUCUUUUUUAUUUUUACGUUGAUAUGUAUUUGAAAGAAAAUUGUAAAAUUAUAAAGAAUGGCAAGAAUGAAAGAAAUACUUCAAAUAUUUUUUUAUUUUUUCUUAGAAUAAUUAUUAGUUCAAACAAAUAUAAAAUAUAUAAGAAAAAAAAGAAAUUAAUAUUUACGAAAAAUAUAAUUAAGACAAAAAUAUAUAAUAAAAAAGGAGGUUUUAAAAAACAUAUAAUUGAAAAAUUAUAUAAUAAGAGGAAUGAGAAUAGUUUAUUGGAUUUUGGAUAUAAUGUUAUUUAUUACAAAAAUAGGAAUAAGCAUAAAUAUGUUAUAUUGAAAAAUUUUCUAGAAUAUUUAAAUAAGAAUUUUGAUUCAUUUUUUAAAAUUUUAGAGUGUAAAUCACACAACUAUAUGGCUGCAUCUCAUAUUUUUAUUCUAUAUAAUUUUCUAUUCUUUUUUUGCUUUAAAAAAAAAAAAAAAAUAAAAAAUAAUUUCCAUUCAAAGCUUUAUUCAAUGAAAAAAAAUUUUUAUAAAAAGUAUAAAAUUAUUUUACAUAAAAAUAUUUACUACUAUGCUUUUCAUAAUAUGUAUCUUUUACUUUACAUUCAAAAGAUAUACUAUUUCUUAAUUGAAUAUUUAAAUAAUUUUUUUUUUGUGAUAUUUAAAAAAAACAUGUACACCUAUAAUUUGAAUUCAUUAAUUUUUCAGAAAUCAUAUAAUAAACAUAUAUUCCCAAAUGAUUAUAAAUUUUAUAGAAAAAAUUAUUACAAUUGUGGCGAUAUUUAUGAAAUUUAUAAUGUAUAUAAUAAUAAUUAUUUGCAUUGUUGUAAAUUUAAUAAUCCUUAUAAAAAGAAAAAUAACAGUAUUGUUACAAAAAUUGGAAAAUAUAGUAGUUUUUAUCAUAACGUUGAUAAUAUAAAUAAUACAUAUUCUGAUAGCAUUUGUAAUAAUUAUAACUAUUGCAAUCCAAAAAAGAAUUUAAAUAAGUUAGCUAUUUGUAAAAAUUGUAUGGAUAAUGUAAAUAAAAAUUACUUUUUGAAUACAACUAUAAGAAAUAAAUCUAUAUAUAUAAAAAAUACAUAUUUAGAAAUUUAUAUAUUUUUACGAAAAAAAAAUUAUGGAGAAGAUAUUAACUUUUAUUUUUUGUAUAAUAGAAUAAAAUUUUUUUUAAUAAAUUUCAAAACUACCUUAAAAGACAUGAUAAAGUUUUUAAGUAAAUAUUAUAAUGAAAAUUAUUAUUUCAGUUUUUACACAAAUGCAUUAAGAAAUAUCUUUUAUUGCAUUUGUAAUUACAAUUUUUUUUUUCAUGAAUUAUUUUAUAAUUUAAUUAUUCCUUUAUUAUUUCAAAACAGUUGUUCUAAUAAAAAAAAAAAAAAAAAGAAAACAGUUAUAACUCUAUUUCGUGAUUUUGACUGCUAUUUUAUGAAAGAAUUAAAGUUUUUAAAAAAACACUACAUGAUAACCAAGAUUAAAUAUGAAAAAAAGUAUAAACAUACGAAAAUUAAUAAUCACCUCAUAAGAAGAUAUCUGAAUAAGAAUAAGUCAUAUUAUAAAUGUAUAAUUAACCAUAAAAAGUGGAUUACUAAUAAUUUUCAUAUUUUUUCUAUUAACAAAAAUCCUGAUAUAUAUAGCAUCUUAAUUUCUUUCAAUAAAAUAAAAAACAAAAAAAAAGAAAAACAAAAUGAUAAUUUUUCUGUAAAACAAUUUUAUUUCAUAUAUUUAAAAUGUGUAAUUACAUUAAUCCAUGAGCAUUCUAUAAAUGUAUAUCAUACCUUGAAAAAACAUUUCUAUACUGAAAAAAACAUUUUAGAACAUAUUAAUAAUCGCUGUAACAACUUAAGUAACCAUUUUAAUAAAAUUAACACUGAUUUAAAAAUAAGUAAUACAUAUAAUUAUUUAAAUUAUACAAAACAUAAUACAUCAAAAAAUAGAACAGUAAAAAACAAUAUAAGUAUUAAUAAUCAAGAUAAUAAUAUAAUAAAUGAUAAUAACAAAGACAACAACGUAAACAAUAAUGAAAAAUAUAAUAAAGUUAUUUAUUAUCUUAAUUUAAAAGAAAAUUUAAAUUUUUUAUAUAAAAUAUACAUAGAUAUUUUUCAAUUUUUUGAAAUACUUAGAAAAAAUAAUUUCAUAUUUUUCUAUAUUCUAAAAAAUAUUGCUCAUUUAUCAAAAAAAAUAAAAAAAAAUAUAUUUUUUUUAAAAUUCUUUUUUUCCAUUAAUUUUCUUAUGUUUUUAUGUGAACAUACAUAUAUAUUUUAUUUGCUUAAAGAAAUAUAUAAAAUUCUAAAUAUUGUUUUUAGUAAAAAAUUUUAUAUAUAUAAUUAG
Molecule: messenger RNA, 3741 nt
Organism: Plasmodium gallinaceum
Lineage: Eukaryota; Apicomplexa; Aconoidasida; Haemosporida; Plasmodiidae
Product: conserved Plasmodium membrane protein, unknown function
Exons: 1
Coding region: 1-3741 (1246 amino acids)
Source: RefSeq, a predicted model, not a curated record